AUGUCAAGUCUGAAUGCAAACCAGAAAAGAUGCCUUGGUGUCUGGCCGAAUGAAGAAAUCUCGUACACCAACGCCUCAAUGUCGGGCUUUCUCUCCCUCAUCACAAUCCCCGGUAACCUCCUGGUUCUCAUCGUUGUGUUCAAAAACCCGAACGGUAAAAUGCGAACUCCGUUCAACUGGUUCAUUCUCAAUUUGGCCUUGGCUGACCUGUUGGUGGGAAUGAUCGUGGAACCUCUCUCUGUUGUCGUUCAUGCCCGGGAAGGUCUCGGAUAUCCGUUAAAGUACCACGUUUACUUACAACCUGUCUACUUCACUUCAUGCACUGCCUCGGUAUUUAGUCUAGGUAUGCUAACAAUUGAUCGCUAUAUCGCCAUUACUUCACCAAUGCAGUACCGAGCCACCUUAAGUAACAAACGAGCGGCUAUCAGUUCCCUUGCCAUUUGGAUAAUUUCCACUUCACUACCUUUCCUUCAGCAGGAAAUCGGCUUCCUUUGGUACUUUUUCGUGUUCGGAAACGCGUCCGUGUUGGUAACGUUCUUCGUGUUGCUAUUUGCGUUCGUGCGCGUGCAUCUCACUUUACGUGCCCAGAUCAAAGAACUCGAGUCGAUCCAAGGCCGCAGUGAAGAAAACCAAGCACGGAAUAACGCACUCAGGACUGAAGCACGGAUCACAAAAACAUUUAUGUUCAUGUUAUUGGCUUUCAUUUUCUGCUAUACUCCAUCUUUGAUAAUGAUUUACUUGAUGAAUUUGUGUACAGUGUGUUCCUGUCAAGCCAUACAUUGGUUCCGAGAUCUGUCUUAUGUUUUUAUCGUUCUUAAUUCCAGCGUCAACCCCUUCCUCUAUGCAUGGCGUCUUCCGAACUUUCGUGAAGCCAUUAAAGCGCUCUUUAAACGAAGUACCUCACAACAGUUAACCGCUGCUGCCAACAGAAGUCCACUCCCAGCCGCACAAAGGAAUAACGGUACUACAGCAAUGACCAAUGUUAGCUCAGAAAGCAACGGUGCGACCCCAGCUCAACCAAAGAAGGAUGACGUCCCGGGCGCGAAAGUGAAUGAAGUUGCCAUUUGUGUAGAGGAACGGUUAUGA
Paramuricea clavata is the source of this 1086-nucleotide messenger RNA. The record is from the annotation of a GenBank genome assembly. Lineage: Eukaryota; Metazoa; Cnidaria; Anthozoa; Malacalcyonacea; Plexauridae.